AUGCAGUUCAAGACUCUCUUCACAGCCUCUCUCCUCAGCGCUCUCGCCGUCGCUGCGCCUGAGGGCACAAAGACUGGUCCCGCCAAGUCUGGCAACUCUCCCGCCCCUAAGACUUUCGGUCUCGUCGCUCUGCGAUCCGCCAGCCCUAUUCACUUCACGCACUUCAGCGCCUCCGAGAACGGUUUCUUGCUUGGCCUUCCCAAGGAUAAGCAGAAUGCUACCUGCACUGGCAAGUCUGACGGAUCAGCUGUCUUCCGUCUGAGCGAGGGUGAAUUGUUCCUCUACAACACCGGAAAGAAGCAGCAGCGCGCUUACACUGAUCGCUCCGGAAUGGGACAAGGUGUUCUUCAGUAUGCCACCGUCACCGACAACGAGCUUCCCGAGGCAUUCGAGACAAAGGGUUGGAAGAUUGACAAGGCUGGCAACCUUAACUUUGCCGAUGCUAGCGGUUUCACUGCCUGCCCCAACGGCCCUGAUGGCUCUUGGAACGUCUGGGUUGCUACCGGUAACCCUCGCCCUGGAUACAGCGAGAAGGAGUGUCUUGGCUUCAACGCCCGCGUUGCUGAGAUUGAGCACGCUGUUAGCUGCCCCAACUGCGGCGCCAUGAAAUUCGCAGUGUCUCUGGGCACGCUGCUCAUCAACCUCUCACUAUGGACGUUCAUCGUUGCAGCCGAAGAUAGAUCUCCUGAGAGAGUAUGCUAUGACGCGUGUUUUGCAUGCCUAAAGCCCGUGCAUUUCGACGACGUGUUGCGGAACCAAACGGGUUUUACGAAAACAUGCUACAGCCCCAAAGCGAUACUCUCGCUGUAUUUAUGUCUUGAUGUUUAUUGCGCGCCUGGGGCAAGAGAGGUGGGCUUGGGACCGUAUAAUGAGACGUGUAGGGAGAAAGCGCAUGUUGUUUUACCGCCGUUUGACGUGAUUUCGAAUUAUACGGUUGAGGAUGUUGAGAGGGUGAGGAGGUUUGAGCAGAAUGAGACGGAUGAGGGUGUUUUGUUUAGAGAGGUUGUCGUGCCUUCUGAGCAUUGGUUUGGGAUCUGGUGGGAUACUUUGGACUCUGUGGCGUAUACUUACACAUACCACGAUGUCUACGGGCGCGCCAUGAUCACCUUCUGGGUAGUCGUAGUAGCCAUCGGCAUCUUGAACCAUGCUAUUCUUUAUAUAGCCAAUCUGCAAAUGGUUCGCAACUAUUCUUCACAAUCAGGCGGAAGACUUUGGAACUUUUACAAUUGGGCACUCAACCGAAUCACCGUUCCAGCAACAUUUGGAAAUCGAUGCGCACAGAAAGUCGGCUGGGGAACCGUCCCUCCUCAAAUACAAUCUUGGACCUUAUUUGCUUUCCUGCUUCUCAAUAUUGCGUUGAGCAUCCUUGGAUACAGGAUCGUACCAGUCAACAUGUACUUCCCAUCGACAACGAAACAGCUCCUUCGAUAUGUCUCAGACCGUACGGGUAUCAUCUCGUGGGCCAACUUUCCAGUUAUCUGGCUCUUCGGAAUGAGGAACAACCUCCUUAUGUGGUUGACUGGCUGGGACUUUGGAACGUAUAAUAACUUCCAUCGCUGGGUUGCUCGGAUUGCAACUCUUCAAGCGAUCGUUCACUCUAUCGGCUAUACCUGGUUGAUUGUCUUAGAGGGAGGAUGGGAGUAUUAUCUAUUCUGGUGGAACUAUAUGUUUUGGUGGGUUGGCGAAGUGGCAACUAUCGUCAUGUCGCUUCUCGUUGGAGCAUCCUUUUACUGGAUCCGGCGUCAACAGUACGAGCUAUUCUUGGUCGUACAUAUCAUUAUGUCCAUCAUCCUUCUCAUCACAAUGCUUGCCCACGUCUCCAUCUUUCAAGGUGAAUACGACGUGUUCUUCUGGGUUCCAUGUUUCAUCUGGGUCGGCGACCGCGUCAUUCGAGCUCUUCGCAUCGCAGCUUUCAACCCCAAGCUAUGGGACACCUGGGCGACUUCCAUUUACCAUCCAUCCUCCAACAUUGUUAGACUUGUCGUUCCAUGGUCAAACAGUCUGUACAAACCAGCUCCUGGAACCUUUUACUACAUCCACGUUCUCAACGGCCCUCGAUGCUGGGAAAGUCACCCCUUUACCGUGGCAAUGGUCACGGAUGAAGGACAACGUGCUUUGAAGCUCCUCGGCGAACAAGUUCCUCUGCUCGACGGCACUGUCGCUGAGCAAAGCUCCGAUCCCGUCGACUCACAAGACAUACUCAGCGACUCUAGCACAAUGACAUUCUUAAUCCGUCCCUACGACGGUUUCACCUCAAGACUUCGCGAUACCGCAUCAGCAGUCUGGCCCAAGAACGUUCCCCAACGCGUCCUCAUCGAUGGUCCAUACGGCCACACCCGUCCCCUCCAACUCUUCGACAACGUAACCUUCAUCGUCGGCGGCAGCGGCAUCGUCGUUCCCCUAUCAUAUCUCCACCUUCUCACCGGCCCAACAGCCCCUCGCUCCGUUAAAAUCCACUGGGCUGUUCGCGAACCCGCCUUCGCACUCGAUGUUCUCCAAACAGACAUUGCUGAUGCACUUGGGAGUGCGAAUCUUAGUGUUGAGAUACAUCUUACUACGCAUACUCCGCAAGAUGAGUUGAGUGAGUGGCCGUCACAGGUUACGUUGCGAAGAGGAAGGAUAGAUGCGUCGGAUGUGGUGAGGAGGAGAAGUGAAGAGGUGAUGGGUGAAAGUGUUGCGGUUGUGGCGUGUGGACCGGCGCAGAUGGCGGAUGAUGCGAGAAAGACGGUUGCUGAUUUGUUAAGGAAUGGAGUUAUGAGGAUAGAAUACUUUGAGGAGAGUUUUCAGUGGUGA
This is a messenger RNA of Fusarium redolens, 2793 nucleotides long. RefSeq names its product ferric reductase like transmembrane component-domain-containing protein. Gene Ontology annotation, molecular function: ferric-chelate reductase activity. Lineage: Eukaryota; Fungi; Ascomycota; Sordariomycetes; Hypocreales; Nectriaceae. The coding region runs from base 1 to 2793 and encodes 930 amino acids. Gene Ontology annotation, biological process: intracellular iron ion homeostasis; iron ion transport; copper ion import. The transcript is spliced from 9 exons. Gene Ontology annotation, cellular component: plasma membrane. The record is from RefSeq and is a predicted model, not a curated record.